GUGGAGGGAGAAGUGGGGACAGCGUAUGGUGAAAGGGGCGUACAUUGAAAGCAAGCUAUGUCUAUCGCACAGCGAGGGAGACGCGAGGAGGGAAUACGGUGUGUGGUUCCAACGGUUCUAUCGGCCUCUCCGUUACACGGUCACAGAAACAAAAAUACAGUGAAGAUACGUAGCGCUGUUGUGAUAGGAGGUCGAGUGUCGGGCUGACGCAGCCGCCGCAGUGGAAUCCAACACGGCCAGCACUGCAGGCCUCAGAAGAAUGGAUUGAUAGGAGCCAUUUGAACAAAGGCCUGUCAGAGAGGAGCUUAUCAGAACUUUGUUCAGAGAAGCACCUCAGGGGCCAGCGGUUGCCAUGACGUCCCUUCUGAGUUUUUCCAUGCUGUUGGCCGUCGUGUGGCCAAUAGCGGCCCAGGAUUCCUUAAGUCCCGCCCAAGCCCCGACCCUAGGCACAGAACCCCUCAAACCCACGCAACAGGCCGUGCUUUCCACACAUGCCAUUGGCCUGACACAUGCGCCAUUCAAACACUCCACUCGGAGACAGACUGAGUCACAGACAGUGAAGGGCACAGCUUCCCCAGAGUCUGUGGAUAAAGACUCUCCAUUUGUAGGAACUCAGUCGCUCCAGCAAAAUGGUGGACCUAUUGGAGGUGCAGACACAGAUGUGUCUGACACGAAGGCCACUCUGGCUUCCAGCUCGGCUGGCCCUUUGUCCACGGGAGCCAGAGGUGGACUCGCCUCAAGUCUCCAUCCUGCCACUGAGCCUUGGACACUGGGAUCGCCAUCACUCAGGGAGGAGGCGAUGGGACUACCUGAGUCCAGUCAGAGUCCAGUCCACAGUACCACUCAGGCGUCCGCGGAGUCGGAGCCGGUGGUCGCCGAGGGACCAACCCAAUCCCCCACGGAAGGAGCCUCGCCGCCGGCCGGAUCGGGUGAUCAGGACAUUCCAGUUUCCAAGAAGAUGCCGGAUGGUUCACCAGUCACUGUGACCCCAAGCCCGCUCCCACCCAGGAGGUUAGCAAGCACUAGCACCACACUGACCAAAAUGGCGGAGGCGCUGCCUCGACCCACCGCUAGCAUCGUACUGCGGCCCGUCCCCACGCCGGCCAGACCAGCUAAGACGUCUCCACCCCCCACAGACUCCCAGGGUGACCGGGAGAGUUCCACUGCUGCAGUGACGACAACAGCAGUUAGCACUGGGGGGUUUCAGCCAGGUGCUGAUACAGGGUUUAGGAAUAGCACUCAUGGAACCCAGUCAGCAGGAAGCACAAACGCCCCAGUGGGGGCAAGUCCUGCCCUGACCAGCACUGCCACUCCCCUGCUGCCCACCUCCGGCUCCACCGGCCAGCGGGCCGACAGCACAACACUGAAGGAUACCUCUACAGCAACCACCACCAGUCGUCUAGCCAAGGACACCAUGCCCAGAGGACCAAUAGUCAAUAGAACUCACAUCAUACGUCUCACUUUUCCUACCCACUCUGGUAAUGGGAAACAGACCAGGACAGGAGUGCUCUCUCCAUCCAGUCCCAUUCCGACCUCUCCUGGACCCGGAGCCGUGGGCAAAGACGGGACCGCCGCGGAGAAGAAGAGGAACGGCUCCAGCUCGAUGGCGCUCAUCCCUCCGCCCGUGUGGCGCCCGACCUCCUCCUCCUCCUCCUCCUCCUCCUCGUCCUCCUCCUCCUCCUCCUCCUCCUCGUCCUCCUCCUCCUCCUCCGGGGCCCCGUGCGUGGAGGGGACCCCGGGCUGCGUGGCCCCCAAGAGCCGCGAGGUGCUGGACGAGCCCCUGGGCCCCAACGGCACGUCGCUGGACUGGGCCGACCUGAGCCGCACGCUCUCCUUCGCCUGGGAGCUGCACGUCUUCGGCUCGGCCGCGCUCUUCCUCCUCCUGGCGGCGGGCGGCGCCCUGGGCCUGGCGCUGUCGCCCGCCGCCAGCUGCCCGUCGCGCGGCGCCCUGGCGCUCGCCAACGGCCUCCUGCUGCUGGUCGGGGCGCUGCGCGGCGCCCACUUCCUGCUGGACCCGUACGGCGCGCGGCGGCUGCUGCCCCGGGCUCUGGUCACGGCGCUGGUCACCCUGCCGCUGCCGCUGCUGCUGUGGGCGCAGGCGGCGCUGAUGGCGCUGGUGAUGCGCGGCGCCGGCCUGGAGACGGAUCUGGUGCCCGCGGCGCUGCUGCGCCCGCCUCUGCUGGCCGUGCUGGCCGUGCUGCAGUGCACCAUGCUGCUGGCGGCCGACCUGCUGUCGCCCGCGCUCUCGCCCGCCGUGCCCAUGGUGCUGCAGAGCCUCACCCUGCUGGCGGGCCUGGCGCUCUGCCUGGGCUUCCUGUGCCUGGCGCUGCCGAGGCUGGCGUGCGCCCAGCAGCAAGAGCAGCGAGAGCAGCAGCAGAGCGGGCCGGGCGGGCGGGGGGGCAAGGCGGGCGGCGGGCGCUGGCUGUGGCGGGCGCUGGGCCGCGUGCUGGCGGUGUGCUGCCUGCUGGGGGCGCUGUGCUGCCUGCUGCACACGCACGCGUGCCUCUGGGUCUACGGCAUGCUGGGCGACUGGCGGCGCUUCGGCUGGGGCUGGUGGCUCAACAUGUUCUGGGCGCGGAUGCUGGAGCUGGCCUGGGCCUUCUGCCUGCUGCUCAUGGCCUCCUGGCUGUUCUGGAGGCCCCGCGGCGGGGGGAGGGGCUCCAUCGUGGGAGGCGGGGGUCCCGGAGGGGCCGGGGCGAACGGCGGCGGCGCCUGCGGCGAGAUCUCCUCGCCCUGCCCGACGGCGGCCAUCUCGCACCCGCACACGUGCUGGGCGAAGAUCGUGCAGAGCCUGAAGGGAGGGAAGGGGAGGAAGUCGGAGAACGCGGCGGCGGCGGCGGCGGCAGCUGCGGGAGUUAACGGGGCGGGCGGGUCGAGCGGAGGAGGAGGAGGAGGAGGAGGCGCGGCGUCCGGCGGCGAGCUCCCGAACAACUGGGCCGGGCAGGAGCGGCCCGGCGCCGACAUCAGCAAGAGCCUGAUCCGCAACCGCGAGCCCAAGGACAGCAACCGCGCCCGGCAGCAAGGGUCCGGCGGAGGGUCGCUGCUGCGGCUGCAGGCGCUGACCCGCACGCCCGCGCGCUCGCACAGCUCCAGCCUGGACCGCGACAAGGAGUCGUCCGCGUCGCUGUGCGACUUCGACCUGCGCCCGCCGUCGCCCAUCGACCUGAGCCGCAGCAUCGACGAGGCGCUGCACCGCGAGCACCUGCUGCACGGCGGCAGCCUGUUCCGCCCGCUGUGCCCGCCGAUGCCCUCGCCCUCGCCCUCGCCCUCCCCGGAGCCGCCCUCGCCGGAGGGGCCCUGGCGCCGCCGCAGCAGCGACCCGCAGCUCACGCUGUCGGACAGCAGCGGCACGGCGCUCAGCGGCUCCUCGGAGGGGCUGGACCGCGUGGUGGACAGCGCCGUGCCCAGUCGGCAGGUGACGGCGCCGCCCACGCCCACGCACCAGGGCCCGCGCUGGGUGGUGGAGCAGCAGGUGCCCUCGUCGCUCUCCUGCCCCGUGUCGCUGCGCCCGUCCUGCAACAGCCUGGACCGCUUCACGCCGGCCGGCGACGACACGCGACCUUUCCUGACCCCCGACUUGGACCGGGCCGGCUCGGAACUGGACAGCUCGGCCGGCAAGCGCUUCUUAAAGGUCAGCCGCCAGGACGACUCGGCGAGCGUGAGCAGUGAUAUCAUUGACUUGUGA
Molecule: messenger RNA, 3685 nt
Organism: Sardina pilchardus (European sardine)
Lineage: Eukaryota; Metazoa; Chordata; Actinopteri; Clupeiformes; Clupeidae
Product: proline-rich transmembrane protein 3-like
Exons: 4
Coding region: 353-3685 (1110 amino acids)
Source: RefSeq, a predicted model, not a curated record